Messenger RNA from Belonocnema kinseyi, 1218 nucleotides. RefSeq lists its product as uncharacterized. The coding region runs from base 1 to 1218 and encodes 405 amino acids. NCBI's taxonomy places the organism in Eukaryota, Metazoa, Arthropoda, Insecta, Hymenoptera, Cynipidae. The record is from RefSeq and is a predicted model, not a curated record. The transcript has 2 exons.
AUGACGACAGAUCUCAAAACGUUGCAAGCGCAACGCGAUGCGAUAAAAGGUCAAUUGAACUCAUUUGAUACGUUUUUGUCUACUUUCAAUAAAGAGACUGAUUUGAUUCAAUUACAAUUACGCCUACAAAGACUAAUGACUGUUUUCGAAAAGUUCGACUCGAUAUGCGACAAUCUAGACGUGUUAGAUGACUCGGUUGAUACUUUCGCGACAAACAAUACGUUGUCAAAUCAACCGACUCAACAUAAUAGCUCUGGAAAUUCGGUCGUGACUAAUUCUGGAACAGAUGGCAGACAAAGCACUUCGAGUGCCGCGAAACAUAAGUUGAAACUUCCGAGCAUAACUGUUCCUCCGUUUGACGGAAAAGUCGAGAAUUGGUUGUCGUUCAAAAAUGCAUUUACUGAACACAUUCACAAACGCGAUGAUCUUACUGAUCUCGGAAGAUAUCAGUGCCUGCAAUCGGCAUUACAAGGCGAAGUCAAGGAAAAACUCAAACUCUUUCCGGUAUCCGCAGAUAACUACGCGAAAGCUUGGACGCAUUUAGAAAAAGUUUAUGGCAACUGGCGCUUACAAAUAUCUCGACAUUUGACAAUUUUACUGAGCUUGCCUAAACAAGAUGUUAAAAAUCCCAAAAGUCUCGAAAUUCUUGCUGAUAAGGCGAUUUUGAACUAUGAGUCAUUGAAAAGCUUAGGCGUCACUAUAUCGCAAGAAAUAAUCGUUCAGAUCUUACAGGAAAGGCUUUUAACAGAUACAAAAUACGAUUGGGACAAAUCAUUAAAACGCGAUGAAUUUCCGACGCUUGAUGCUUUGACUGAAUACAUGUACCAACGCGCCGCUUUACAAUCGUUAUCGAGUUAUGAAACUCCUUCCGAGUCGACAGACGAAACAGGUCCUCCCGCAAAAGUUCGCAAACCCGAUAAUAAGACCGAUAACAAAAAGGGAGCACACGCGUUCAAUACAACAAAUAAAAAAUGUUUAACGUGCUCCGGCGAUUGGCACCCAUUGUAUCAAUGCAAAAUAUUUAACGAUAUGUCAAUUAAUGAAAAAUCUAAGUUCGUCAAAAAGGAAAAAUUGUGCGUCAAUUGUUUGAAAAACCACGGUAAAUCGCCAUGUAGAUUCGGAGGUUGCAAAACGUGUGGUAAAAAACACAAUACUUUAUUACACUUUCCGAAAAAGAAUGAAACCCAAUGCGACGAGAAUUCCGAAAAAUCGGCAUGA